AUUUUAUGAGCUAAAUGUCUUAGUUUCUAUAAUUAUAUACUAGUCACUAUUUUCUUCGCUCUUUGAUCAUUUUACUCAUAUGUUGUAAAAGAUGUUGUAUUUCAUGUGUUUUCUACUGUUUUAUUGAGCUUAGAAAGUUCUAGUUCAUUUGUUUCGAAGGCGUGCACGGUAUAAAGCUCAAGGUUCUUCAUUUUAUUUCAUAAUUGGGUCGGAUAAUAACUGAGGUUGGAAAGAUGCUUGACGGAGCAAAGUUUAACGUGCUAAACCACAACAACAAUGACAACAACUACUAUGCUUUCACACAAGACUUCUACCAAAAGCUUAACGAAGGUACCAACAUGUCCAUGAAUAUGCAGACUAGCAAUGCUGGAGGUUUUGUGUCAAUGUCUGUCGACAACAGUAGUGUUGGUUCCAGCGACGCUCUUAUCUCCCACCCGGGGUUGAAGCCGCUGCGCAAUAAUGCCUACUCACCUUCUGUUGGGCAAAGUGUGUACCGCCCGAGGAAAAUCACACAUCCGUUGGACAAUGAUGCCUUGACUCAUGCACUGAUGGACAACAUGUAUCCAACCGAAGGGCUGGCUAACUAUGAAGAGUGGACGAUAAAUCUGAGGAAUCUCCGCAUGGGUCCUCCUUUUGCUCAAGGUGCUUUUGGUAAGUUAUACAAAGGGAGUUACAACGGGGUGGAUGUGGCGAUCAAGAUACUUGAGCGUCCAGAGAACAGCCUGGAAAAGGCACAAUUCAUGGAACAACAGUUCCAACAAGAGGUGACUAUGCUUGCGAAUCUGAAGCAUCCAAACAUCGUGAGGUUCAUCGGGGCCUGUCGGAAGCCGAUGGUGUGGUGUAUAGUGACUGAAUAUGCCAAAGGAGGUUCCGUGAGGCAGUUUCUGACAAAAAGACAGAACCGUGCAGUGCCGUUGAAGAUAGCUGUCAAACAGGCGUUGGAUGUCGCUAGGGGUAUGGCUUAUGUUCAUGCACACAACUUGAUACACAGAGAUCUCAAGUCGGAUAACCUUCUCAUCUCUGCUGACAAGUCAAUCAAGAUUGCGGAUUUUGGUGUUGCUAGAAUCGAAGUUCAGACCGAAGGAAUGACACCAGAAACCGGAACUUACAGAUGGAUGGCUCCAGAGAUGAUACAACAUAGAAACUACAAUCAUAAAGUGGAUGUGUAUAGUUUCGGGAUCGUGCUGUGGGAGUUAAUCACGGGACAACUACCGUUCCAAAACAUGACAGCAGUACAGGCUGCGUUUGCGGUUGUGAACCGAGGAGUGCGUCCAACGAUCCCUAACGACUGUCUCCCCGCGCUGACUGAGAUCAUGACUCGAUGCUGGGAUGGUAACGCGGAAGUGCGUCCAAGUUUCGUUGAGGUUGUGAAUAUGCUUGAAGCUGCUGAAACAGAGAUAAUGACGACAGCUAGAAAAGCCCGUUUCAGAUGUUGUAUGAGUCAACCUAUGACUAUCGACUAAAUAAAAGAGAAAGGAGAAGAAAUAUUAUAUGAAAAAUGGCUAAUAGAUAAUUAAGUUA
Molecule: messenger RNA, 1521 nt
Organism: Brassica rapa (field mustard)
Lineage: Eukaryota; Viridiplantae; Streptophyta; Magnoliopsida; Brassicales; Brassicaceae
Product: serine/threonine-protein kinase STY13
Biological process (GO): protein phosphorylation; signal transduction
Cellular component (GO): cytoplasm
Molecular function (GO): ATP binding; protein kinase activity
Source: RefSeq, a predicted model, not a curated record